GUGUUAACAAAAGCGUCAUGUGUUGCUCUUGGAAACACUCGAUCCUUUACUUUUGCUUUUGGCGCCAACUCCGAUCGCAUUUUUUUCGUCUAAAUUGAAAAUUUCUCUGGUUAAGUAGUCAUUUUAGAGUCGAUUCAGAACCCUAGAAAAAGAGAGAUAGAAUGGCGUCGGGUGCCGGAAAGUGGUCGGCGGAACAGAUCGAUGAUUACGAGGCGUUAAUUUCGACGACCGAUGUGGAGCUCUUGAAGAGAGCAUGGCGUAAUGAGAAAGCGUCUCCUGAGAUCCUUCCUUUCGAGGAAGCUCUGCUUAAAAGAGCUAAAGAGCAGAUCCAGUUGAUGGAGGAAACAGUAGACGACUUUGCAGAAAGUGGUCAUGAUCCUCUCAUUGCAUCACUGUAUCAGAUGGACCUGGAUAGGGCUCAAUUUUUGCUGAGAUCUUAUCUUCGGGUUCGGCUGCAGAAGAUUGAGAAAUUCAUGUUUCAUAUCUGGAAAAUGGAUACUUAUAGGAACCGGCUUUCAAUAGAAGAGGAAAAGUUUACCGAAAGGUGUAUUCGUGAUAUUGGGAAACAUCUUGAAGAAACUGUUCUGUCAAAAUUGCCUGAUAAUUAUCAGUCUGUAUUAAAGCAGUCGAUUAUAAGUGAAGAAGAUGAUAUGGUUCCAGAGCCACAACUAGACACAUUUGUUGUUGCCAAAUGCGAGAGAGCAACAAAGCCUUUGUACCUUGAUGGCAGCAGGCAAUCUGCAAGCUUUGAUAGCAGGGAUGACCACUUUCAAAUGGUGCCUGGAGAUCUAUGCAUUUUGCGUUACAGGCCCUUUCAAGAGGAACUGAUGAGUGGAAAUAUCAGUUUAGUUUAAGAGCCUACCUAAUUUGUAGCAAUAGCAGCAAUAUAAAGACGGUAUAAAAAACUGAUUCUGACUUUUACAAUUUGUAAAUACGAAUUUGUUCUGCAUCUAAGAUUUCUGGGUACUUGGUAGUUGGUAGUUAGGCACGCUGUUGAAAUUUGGAACAUACAUGGUGAUGAGGAUUCUUUGAAAUUUAAGCUUCCAUGUCUAUGCA
This is a messenger RNA of Gossypium raimondii (Peruvian cotton), 1056 nucleotides long. RefSeq names its product DNA replication complex GINS protein SLD5. Gene Ontology annotation, cellular component: GINS complex. NCBI's taxonomy places the organism in Eukaryota, Viridiplantae, Streptophyta, Magnoliopsida, Malvales, Malvaceae. The coding region runs from base 162 to 854 and encodes 230 amino acids. The record is from RefSeq and is a predicted model, not a curated record. The transcript is spliced from 6 exons. Gene Ontology annotation, biological process: DNA-templated DNA replication; double-strand break repair via break-induced replication.